Messenger RNA from Oryctolagus cuniculus (rabbit), 6314 nucleotides. RefSeq names its product plexin B3 (gene PLXNB3). NCBI's taxonomy places the organism in Eukaryota, Metazoa, Chordata, Mammalia, Lagomorpha, Leporidae. Gene Ontology annotation, biological process: regulation of cell migration; semaphorin-plexin signaling pathway; regulation of GTPase activity. The record is from RefSeq and is a predicted model, not a curated record. Gene Ontology annotation, molecular function: semaphorin receptor activity; protein binding. Gene Ontology annotation, cellular component: plasma membrane; semaphorin receptor complex.
CGCGGGGAUGAGACGGGCUAGACGCGACUGCAUUGUGGGGAGGGAGGCUGGGGCUGCUCGGCGACGCAGUCUUGGCGCUGCCAGCUGCUGCUUGGUCCCCGCCGGCAGCCCGCCCAGAUCCUAGGGGGUGUCUCCUGGGGGCGUGGUGUGGCAGGGAGCCCCCGUGCGGAGCAGCCGAGUGGGGGACAAUGCCCCCCACAGCCAUCUUGCGCCUGUCCCCACUGCCCUCGGGCAGCUGAGCUGAGGAGCUGGAGCAGGCCACCCGCCCUGGGCUAGCCCUCUGCUGGAGCCCUUCCUGCCGGCGCCUGUGAUGGCUCCCUGGCCUCCGUUUGGCCUUGGCCUCCUGCUGCUGCUGCUUCUACUGCUGCUGCUGUCCCCAGAGCCGCUGCCUUUGACUGGAGCUCACCGCUUCUCGGCCCCCAACACCACCUUCAACCACCUGGCGCUGGCCCCGGGCCGCGGUACACUCUACGUGGGCGCCGUGAACCACCUCUUCCAGCUGAGCCCUGAGCUGCAGCUCGAGGCGGUGGCUGUCACCGGGCCCGUCGCUGACAGUCCCGACUGCCUGCCGUUCCGGGACCCAGCCGAGUGCCCGCAGGCCCAGCUCACUGACAACGCCAACCAGCUGCUGGUGGUGAGCAGCCGGGCCCAGGAGCUGCUGGCCUGCGGGCAGGUGAGGCAGGGCGUGUGCGAGAAGCGGCACCUUGGGGACGUGACCAAGGUGCUGUACCAGGCUGAGGACCCCGGGGACGGGCAGUUUGUGGCUGCCAACGCCCCCGGAGUGGCCACGGUGGGCCUGGUGGUACCCUUGCCGGGCCGCGACCUGCUGCUCGUGGCCAGAGGCCUGGCGGGGAAGCUGUCGGCAGGGGUGCCGCCCCUGGCCGUGCGCCAGCUGGCCGGGCCUCAGCCCUUCUCGAGCGAGGGCCUGGGCCGCCUCGUGGUGGGUGACUUCUCCGACUACAACAACAGCUACGUGGGGGCCUUUGCUGAUGCCCACUGGGCCUACUUCGUGUUCCGCCGACGCGGCGCCCGCGCCCAGGCCGAGUACCGCUCCUACGUGGCCAGGGUCUGCCUGGGGGACGCCAAUCUCUACUCCUAUGUCGAAGUGCCCCUCUCCUGCCAGGAUCAGGGCCUCGUGCAGGCCGCCUUCCUCGCGCCUGGCACCUUACUAGGGGCGUUCGCCGCGGGCGCCCGAGGGGCCCAGACGGCCCUGUGUGCCUUUCCCCUGGUGGAGCUGCACAGACGCAUGGAGCAGGCCCGGCGCCUCUGCUACACGGCAGGUGGCCGGGGCCCCAGCGGGGCGGAGGAAGCCACUGUGGAGUACGGUGUCACGUCGCGCUGUGUCACCCUGCCUCCCGACUCCCCAGAGUCGUACCCCUGUGGUGAUGAGCACACGCCCAGCCCCAUCGCUGGCCGCCAGCCCCUGGAGGCCCGGCCUGUCCUGCGGCUCGGGCAGCCCAUCAGUGCUGUAGCUGCCCUCCAGGCGGAUGGGCACACCAUAGCCUUCCUGGGUGACACCCAAGGCCAGCUACACAAGGUCUUCAUCAAUGGCUCCCAAGGCCAGGUGUACCACUCGCAGCAGGUGGGGCCUCCAGGCUCGGCCAUCAGUGCAGACCUGCUGGUGGACAGUAGUGGCAGCCACGUCUACGUCCUCACCGCCCAGCAGGUGGACCAGGUUCCCAUAGCAACCUGCCCCCAGUUCGCAGACUGCACGAGCUGCCUGCAGGCCCGGGACCCGCUGUGCGGCUGGUGUGUCCUCCAGGGCAGGUGCACCCGGAAGGGCCAGUGCACUCGGGCAGCACAGCCAAACCAGUGGCUGUGGAGCUAUGAGGAGGACAGCUCCUGCCUCCACAUCCAGAGCCUGUUGCCGGCCCACCACCCCCGCCAGGAGCAGCGGCAGGUCACCUUGUCUGUCCCCCGGCUGCCCACCCUGGCUGCCGAUGAAUACUUCCAUUGUGCCUUUGGGGACUACGACAGCUUGGCUCACGUGGAAGGGCCCCACGUGGCCUGUGUCAGCCCUCCCCAAGACCAGCUGCCACCUAACCCUCCAGGCACAGACCACGUCACCUUGGCCCUGGCCCUGAUGUUUGAAGAUGUGGCUGUUGCUGCCACCAACUUCUCCUUCUACGACUGCAGUGCGGUCCGGGCCUUGGAGGCGGCUGCCCCGUGCCGCGCCUGUGUGGGCAGCCUCUGGCGGUGCCACUGGUGCCCCCAGAGCAGCCUCUGCGUGUACGGGGAGCACUGCCCAGAGGGCGAGAAGACUGUGUACAGUGCGCAGGAGGUGGACAUGCAGGCGCGUGGCCCAGGGGCUUGCCCCCAGGUUGAGGGCCUGGCAGGCUCCCAGCUGGUGCCUGUGGGCUGGGAGAGCCGCGUGGCCCUGCGUGUGCACAACCUUCAGCAUUUCCAAGGCCUGCCCGCUUCCUACUACUGCUGGCUGGAGCUCCCCGGCGAAGUGCGGAGGCUGCCAGCCUCCCUGGAGGAGGCGGACGAGGACUCAGGCCUCAUCCACUGCCAGGCCCAGCAGUUCCACCCGUCCCUGUCCCAGCGGGAGCUCCCAGUGCCCAUCUACGUCACACGUGGCGAGGCGCAGCGGCUGGACAAUGCCGGCGCUGUGCAUGUGACCCUGUACGACUGCGCUGUGGGGCACCCGGACUGCAGCCACUGCCAGGCAGCCAAUGGGAGCCUGGGCUGUGUAUGGUGUGGGGCCGGCCAGCCCGCCUGCCGCUAUGGGCCGCUGUGCCCGCCGGGAGCUGUGCAAGGGCUGUGCCCGACACCCAGCAUCGAUGCGAUCCAGCCACUGACCGGCCCCCCGGAGGGCGGCUUGGCCCUCACCAUCCUGGGCUCCAACCUGGGCCGGGCCUUCGAUGACGUGCGGGAUGCCGUGAGUGUGGCGGGUCGGCCGUGCAGCCCCGACCCCUCUCUCUACCGCACCUCUGCCCGGAUCGUGUGUGUGACAUCUCCCGCCCCCAAUGGCACCACGGGGCCAGUGCAAGUGGCCAUCAAGAGUCGGCGGCCAGGCAUCUCGAGCCAACACUUCACCUACCAGGACCCUGUGCUGCUGAGCCUGAGCCCUCGGUGGGGGCCCCAGGCAGGGGGCACCCAGCUCACCAUCCAUGGCCAGCACCUGCAGACGGGGGGCAACAUCAGUGCCUUUGUGGGAGGCCAACCGUGUCCCAUCCGGGAGCCGGUGUGUCCCGACGCCAUCGUGUGCCGCACCAUGCCCCAGGCUGCCCCGGGAGAAGCCGUGGUCCUCGUGGUCUUCGGCCACGCCCGGCGCACACUGCCCAGCAGCCGCUUCCACUACACUGCCAACCCGCAGCUGGUGGCAGCAGAGCCCAGCGUCAGCUUCCGGGGCGGUGGGCGGCUGAUCCGAGUCAGGGGCACGGGCCUGGACGUUGUGUGGCGGCCCCUGCUGUCCGUGUGGCUGGAGGGUGAGGCGGAGGUGCAGGCUUUGGGGGCCCCGCCCCAGGCCCCGGACCCGAGGAGGAGCUGCAGGGCUCCUGCUGCUGACCCCCAGGCUUGUAUUCAGCUUGAGGGGGGCUUGCUGCAGUGCUCCACCAUCUGCGCUGUCAACUCGUCCAGCCUCCUCCUGUGCCGGAGCCCAGCGGUGCCCGACGGGGCGCGCCCCCAGCGGGUCUUCUUCGCCCUAGACAACGUGCAAGUGGACUUCGCCAGCGCCAGCGGGGGCCAGGGCUUCCUGUACCAGCCCAACCCCCGCCUGGCCCCCCUCAGCCGGGAGGGGCCAGCCCGCCCCUACCGCCUCAAACCAGGCCACGUCCUGGACGUGGAGGGCGAGGGCCUCAACCUGGGCAUCAGCAAGGAGGAGGUGCGCGUGCUCAUCGGCGACGGCGAGUGCCGCGUGAAGACGCUCACGCUCACCCACCUGUACUGCGAGCCGCCUCCACGCGCCCCGCAGCCGGCCAACGGCUCGGGCGCGCUGCCGCAGUUCGUGGUGCAGAUGGGUAACGUGCGGCUGGCCCUCGGCCACGUCCAGUACGAGGCGGAGCCCACGCUGGCUGCCUUCCCCGUGGAGGCCCAGGUGGGCCUGGGCAUGGGUGCUGCCGCACUCACCGCCGCCGUGCUCCUCCUCACCCUCAUGUACAGGCACAAGAGCAAGCAGGCCCUGCGCGACUACCAGAAGGUGCUGGUGCAACUGGAGAGCCUGGAGACGGGCGUGGGCGACCAGUGCCGGAAGGAGUUCACAGACCUGAUGACCGAGAUGACCGACCUCAGCAGCGACCUGGAGGCCAGUGGGAUCCCCUUCCUGGACUACCACACGUAUGCUGAGCGCGCCUUCUUCCCGGGCCACGGCGGCUGCCCGCUGCAGCCGGAGCUCGAGCGGCCCGGGGAAGAGGGCCGCCGCGCCACCGUGCGCCAGGGCCUCACGCAGCUCUCCAACCUGCUCAACAGCAAACUCUUCCUGCUCACACUCAUCCACACGCUGGAGGAGCAGCCGGGCUUCUCGCAGAGGGAUCGCUGCCACGUGGCUUCGCUGCUGUCCCUGGCCCUGCACGGCAAGCUGGAGUACCUAACCGACAUCAUGAAAACUCUCCUUGGUGACCUGGCAGCCCAUUACGUGCACAAGAACCCCAAGCUCAUGCUGCGCAGGACGGAGACCAUGGUGGAGAAACUGCUCACCAACUGGCUGUCCAUCUGUCUCCAUGCCUUCUUGCGGGAGGUGGCUGGUGAGCCACUGUACAUGCUCCUGCGGGCCAUCCAGUACCAGGUGGACAAGGGGCCCGUAGAUGCCGUGACAGGCAAGGCCAAGCGGACCCUGAAUGACAGCCGCCUGCUACGGGAGGAUGUGGACUUCCGGCCCCUGACGCUCAUGGUGCUGCUGGGCCCUGGGGCUGGCGGGGCCGUGGGGAGCAGCGAGGUGCAGCGCGUGCCGGCCCGGGUGCUCGACACGGACACCAUCACCCAGGUCAAGGAGAAGGUGCUGGAUCAAGUCUACAAGGGCACCCCCUUCUCGCAGCGGCCCUCCGUGCAUGCCCUGGACCUCGAGUGGCGCUCGGGCCUGGCUGGUCACCUAACCCUGUCCGACGAGGACUUGACCUCCGUGACGCACAACCACUGGAAGAGGCUCAACACCCUGCAGCACUACAAGGUCCCAGAUGGAGCAACGGUGGGGCUCAUCCCUCAGCUACAUAACGGCGGCACUGUCUCCCAGAACCUGGCCCAGAGCUGCCCCUCGGGAGAGAAUCUCCCCAUGCCGGAGGAUGGUGAGGAGGGCGGGAUACGCCUCUGGCAUCUGGUGAAGGCCACGGAGGAGCCGGAAGAGGCCAAGGUGCGGCGCAACAGCCUGCGGGAGCGUGAGCGGGCGCGGGCCAAGACCAUCCCGGAGAUCUACCUCACUCGCCUGCUCUCCAUGAAGGGCACGCUGCAGAAGUUCGUGGACGACGCAUUCCAGGCCAUCCUCAGCGUGAACCGGCCCGUGCCCAUCGCCGUCAAGUACCUGUUUGACUUCCUGGACGAGCUGGCAGAGAAGCACGGCAUUGAAGACCCGGAGACCCUGCACAUUUGGAAGACUAACAGCCUGCUGCUGCGGUUCUGGGUGAACACCUUGAAGAACCCACAGCUUGUCUUUGAUGUGAGGGUGUCCGACAACGUCGACGCCAUCCUCGCCGUCAUUGCCCAGACCUUCAUGGACUCCUGCACCAUCUCGGAGCACAAAGUGGGCCGGGAUUCCCCGGUGAACAAACUGCUCUACGCCCGGGAGAUCCCUCGCUACAAGCAGAUGGUGGAGAAAUACUAUGCGGACAUUCGCCAGAGCUCUGCCGCCGGCUGCCAGGACAUGAACUCGGCUCUGGCGGAGCUCUCUGCGAAGUACACCUCAGCUCCGCACUGUCUGGAAGCCCUGCAGGAACUCUAUCUGCACAUCCACAGGUAUUACGACCAGAUCAUCAGCGCCCUGGAGGAGGACCCCGUGGGCCAGAAGAUGCAGCUGGCCUGCCGCCUGCAGCAGGUCGCUGCCCUGGUAGAGAACAAAGUGACUGACCUGUGAGCACCAGCACCGGGGGGCCAGGCCCCGCAGCUUCCACAGCAGCAAGCAGGAUCUGCCACCAUCGUGCCUUAUGGCCCCUGACCGAGCCAGCAGCUGCGCAGGGGCUGCCACAGCUAGGGGCUGCAGGGGGCCCAACAGCUCCCUAGCAGCCCCCUCCCCCUCCCCGGCCGCCACGCGAGUGCACACCUUUGCAGCUGGCUUGUUGCUAAUUUAUACUGAUCCCUCCCUGCCCCUUCCCCGUGGUAUUUAUUUGCUUGCUGGAGAGUCACAUCUGGAAAUAAAAUAUUCGUGUCUCUGCGGAACAGCCCAA